Molecule: messenger RNA, 1863 nt
Organism: Uranotaenia lowii
Lineage: Eukaryota; Metazoa; Arthropoda; Insecta; Diptera; Culicidae
Product: F-box/LRR-repeat protein 7-like
Exons: 2
Coding region: 316-1842 (508 amino acids)
Biological process (GO): SCF-dependent proteasomal ubiquitin-dependent protein catabolic process
Cellular component (GO): SCF ubiquitin ligase complex
Molecular function (GO): protein binding
Source: RefSeq, a predicted model, not a curated record
ACCUAUUUUGUUUUAAAUGCGGAAGUGCGAAAUUUGAAAAUUGGAAAGAUUUUGAUCAGUUUUAUCAUCCACUUGGAAUCGCCAAGUGUCGAAAUCGUUAUUGUGUUGAUCGAGUGACUGUAUGAUGACAAAGUUGUAUCGAUUCUUUGAAGUGCUAAACAUUUGAAAAAAGUUCUUUUUUGUUUCCGGCCGUGCGUUAGGGUUACCAUUUCAGAGAUGGUUUCGAACCGCUUUCGUUGACCGCUGCUAACUGUUGUGUUGUGAAAUCAGUUGUGCGAUCAGGAAUAAGUUGUGUCGCGAAAAUUAAGUGCAAACAUGGAACAGGAAUUGUUUUUGGAGCAAUCUUCUCUGGGAGAACCUAGGCCUGGUUCAAGUGGGCCGCACAUCAAUCAGUUCCCGAACGAGAUACUGGACGAGAUUUUCGCUUUUCUCACUUUGAAGGAUCGCAAGUCUGUUUCACUGGUUUGCCAUCGCUGGAACAAGUUGGCAUUUGCUCCACUCUACAUGCGCGAAGUGCUGCUCAACAUGGUUCGUUAUAAUUACAAAGAAAGUGACUUCGAGGUGCUGAAGAAAAGUGAACGAAUCUACAAAAACAUACGGUGCAGUAAAUUCUCCAUAAAUCAUUUACUGUUUCUUGGGCCAAAUUUAGAAAGUGUCAGUUGCAAGGACGGUCUGUACAAAUGUCAGUUGAGACCGAUUCUUCAAUGUUCCCCAAAGCUGCGCGAGCUGAAGGUUUCUUUGCGUCAAAGUGACAAAAUUGAUAACGAUACGAUGCCGGUGAUGGAACAGUUAACUAGUUUGCGUCUAAAUGCCAAUAAGUGGAGUAUUAAAGGAUUCGAAAUAUCGGAAAUAUUUCCCAAAGUUACCAGGAUGGAUAUAUGUAUUUCGUGUGAAGGUGAAUAUACUACUUUGCUGAAAGUGUUGCCACAUUUUGGGCCGCAGUUGCAGUGUUUGCAAAUCAGCGGUGAUUUUUCCUUACGUGGCAUCCCGUUCAAUCAGAUGCCUUUUCCUCAGCUGGAGUCAUUUAUUUUGUCCGAUUAUUCCCGCGAAUCAGAAACAGAGAUGGAAUUUGACACGUUUAGGAAUUUUUUCGUGCAACUUACCAAUUUGAGAUCUUUUGAUAUGAUACCACCCAUUCUUGAUGAGUACCUCCAAGAAAUCACAUACAACUGCAAGAAACUUCAAGAGCUACGCAUUAAUGUCAAUUUUCUCCGAGAUUCCGCCUUCGCUUCCCUUGCACAGUUGGCCCACUUGAAAACCCUUUCCAUUGACGGAGAGCUUCACGAAGACGUGUUGAUACAGUGCUCCAAACCUAUCAACACCAUUCGGAACCUGGAAUUGCGAGACUUGUGGGGCAGUUUGGAUCUUCUACCGUAUGUUAUACCGAAUGCCGUUAACAUAAUACUCCCAAUUUAUGCCGAUGGUUUAUUUGAGCUGGUUUCCAGUUUUCCCAACUUGAAACGGUUAAGUAUUUCUGAUGUCCACGGUGACUUUCAAACGAGUGACCUCGAAGUCUUUGUGAGUCUGGAGGAGCUAAUUUUAGAUAUACCACGUGAUUUCUAUGAAAUCUUCGAUCGCUUACCGGGGAAUCCGUCGCUCAAGAGGUUGCGCAUCUUCUAUUCGGGAAAUUCCAAGAUCAAAAAAACAUUGGACAAUGAUAUUCUGCGAUUGCUGCAAAGACUGCCGGCGCUGCGCUUCUUAGAGUUGGACUUGGGAUUUCGAAUUACCGAGGACGGGUUUCGUCGGAUCCGGCAGGAGUUUAACCAGUGUGUGAUUCAGCAGCGGAUAAGGAAGAACUCAUUGCUCUUUGCGGGAGGGUUUUAUGAUCGAUUUUACUUUUAAGGUUCUUUUCAAAAAGGUUUU